Molecule: messenger RNA, 519 nt
Organism: Lichtheimia ornata
Lineage: Eukaryota; Fungi; Mucoromycota; Mucoromycetes; Mucorales; Lichtheimiaceae
Exons: 1
Coding region: 1-519 (172 amino acids)
Source: RefSeq, a predicted model, not a curated record
AUGCAGCCUCGACUUAGAAAAUCGACUCUCUCAGCCAGCUCCUCCACCUCCAACAGCUUGUUCUUCUUUACAGCCCUCUUUAUUCUUCUUGUACAACUACUCUGUUCACGCCUUCCACCACUUGUAUACAUUCGUAGCACCCUUCAGCCUUCUCCAUUGUCACCAUUCACUCCAUCUGGAACUCUCCAUCUAUCAGCAUCGCCUGUCCUUGGCUGCUUUCUCGCCACCACAUGUCCUUCUCAAACAACACCUUUUUCAACACUCGACACAACCCACGAGUCAUACGCUUCUUCACCACUAUUGCAAUGCACUUUACGAACACAUGCUCGUCAACCUCAUUCGCUCCAUCUUGUUCGCCAUCCGCAAACGCCUUGGCACGAGAGCCCCACACAGCAUACCAGCUUGCGUCAAGGCCAUACCCCAAGUCGAGGCCAUAAAAGGUUUCUUUGCAAGGUUGGUAUCAUGUUACAUGAGGAAGUCUUUAUUGAAGAUGUCAUUGGAUUGGUGGGUGCUGGAUGA